This is a messenger RNA of Drosophila elegans, 334 nucleotides long. RefSeq lists its product as uncharacterized. Gene Ontology annotation, molecular function: chitin binding. The record is from RefSeq and is a predicted model, not a curated record. Gene Ontology annotation, cellular component: extracellular region. Lineage: Eukaryota; Metazoa; Arthropoda; Insecta; Diptera; Drosophilidae. The transcript has 2 exons. The coding region runs from base 30 to 311 and encodes 93 amino acids.
AUUCAGUUUUAAUCACCUGAACUAGCACCAUGAAAGCCGCUGUAGUCCUUCUGUUCCUGGCCCUUUACGUGGCUGUCCACGCCGACCAGGCCUGCAAUCCCGAUGGCGAUGGCGAACCGGACUGCGUGGGUCGCUCCGGACAGGUUUCCCGCGACUUCUGGGAUCCCACCCACUACUGGGAAUGCAACAGCUCCGGCAAAGCCGUGCUCACCGCUUGCGAGUCGCAAACGGGAUUCGAUCCCAAGGUUGGAGCAUGUGUGCACUGGAGCGUUUGGCAGUGGUAUCCACCAUGUCCCGAAACAUCCACUUGAGCAAUAAACUUUGAGGCAAACUA